Molecule: messenger RNA, 2180 nt
Organism: Striga asiatica
Lineage: Eukaryota; Viridiplantae; Streptophyta; Magnoliopsida; Lamiales; Orobanchaceae
Source: the annotation of a GenBank genome assembly
AGCGAAAGCCCGUCGCCUAUCGAAAGAUGAACCAACUCGAUGCGCUCAUCACCCGCCAAAAACGCGUUCAAGUUCUUGAGGUGCAUCCGAUUUGGGCCAAUUUUCUCGACCCACUCUUGGCCCAAGCCGCCCAACUCCUUGUUGUGUCCCGGCCCACAAUAGGCGUUCCUGAGUUGUUGGAGCUGUGGAUGCUCUCUUGGAAUUUUCCUCAGAGUCUGGAGCCUGCCCACAGGUACCCAAUCAGAAGACGCCACGUCAGUGCCCGUAAGGAGAAAAGGGAACCAAAACCAUUUUAUUCGUUCCGCACCAGCCCCACAGGUCCAUUUUAUUCUUUAACCCCAAAAGUCCAAACAGGGGCUAUUUUGAAAACAGUGCCAUCCCGAUUUUUUCUUCGGUCCGCACCACAGGUCUUCAAACGCCCCCAACCAAUGAGAGAGCGCCACGCCACGCUGCUCGCUGCCGCGCUUCUUCUCCUCAUCCUGACGCCGGCGGCUGGAGGCGAGGACUCCGCCGGACGGCUGGAGAAGCUCUCGGGGAUAAUAAUCCCGGGCUUCGCGUCCACACAGCUGAGAGCGUGGUCGAUUCUGGACUGUCCUUACUCUCCGCUCGAUUUCAAUCCCCUGGAUUUAGUCUGGCUCGACUCUACUAAACUUUUGUCUGCAGUUAAUUGCUGGCUAAAGUGUAUGUUGCUAGAUCCUUAUAACCAAACAGAUCAUCCUGAAUGCAAGUCGCGCCCUGAUAGCGGUCUUUCUGCUAUUACGGAGCUUGAUCCAGGCUACAUUACUGGUCCGCUUUCGUCAGUGUGGAAAGAUUGGGUUAAAUGGUGCAUUGAGUUUGGUAUUGAGGCUAAUGCUAUAAUUGCAGUUCCAUAUGACUGGAGACUGUCACCUGCCAAACUCGAGGAGAGGGAUCUUUAUUUUCAUAAACUUAAGCUUACCUUUGAAACUGCUCUCAAGCUUCGUGGUGGGCCAUCAAUAGUUUUUGCUCACUCAAUGGGCAACAAUGUGUUUAGAUAUUUCUUGGAGUGGUUAAAAUUAGAAAUCGCCCCUAAAAUGUAUAUCAAAUGGCUGGAUGAACACAUUCAUGCAUACUUUGCUGUUGGAGCUCCUCUUCUUGGAGCAAUUGAGACUGUUAAAGCAACAUUAUCAGGAUUCACAUUUGGCCUACCUGUUUCUGAGGGAACAGCUCGGCUGAUGUUCAACUCUUUUGGAUCUUCAUUAUGGAUGCUGCCAUUUUCAAAACAUUGUAGAGUAGAGCAUACAUACUUGAAGCAUUUCUCAGGCAAGAGCAAAAAGGGGAAUCUUGCUUACGUUUGUGACGACCAGGAGUUUCAAGCAAACUAUUCUGGAUGGCCAACUAACAUAAUCAAUAUUGAAAUUCCAACAGUUCGAGGAGAUGAAGCUUACCCUUCAUUUAUAGGAGCAGCACAGGCCAACUUAUCUGAUGUGGAAUAUGGGUUUCCGACUCAGUUGUCCUUUUCUGCUCGUGAAGUCUCUGAUGGAACCUUUUUCAGAACUAUAGCUGAUUAUGACACUGAUAGUCAAAGAGUCAUGUACCAAUUAGAAGAGUCAUAUCAUGGUGAUCCUGUUCUAAAUCCUUUGACUCCAUGGGAUAGACCACCUCUCAAGAACAUCUUUUGCAUAUAUGGAAUAGAUUCAAAAACUGAGGUUGGUUAUUAUUUUGCUCCAAGUGGGAAGCCGUAUCCUGAUAACUGGAUAAUAACUGAUGUAAUCUUUGAGGUAGAAGGAUCUUUAUAUUCCAGGUCUGGGAACCUGGUUGAAGGAAACCCUGGUGCCACAAGUGGCGAUGAGACGGUACCUUACCAUUCACUCUCUUGGUGCAAGAACUGGCUAGGAUCAAAAGUAAACAUAACAAGGGCCCCUCAGGUUUCUAACUGGGAAGAGGAAUCUAUUGACAACUUGCAGUCGGAACAUGAUGGUUCAGAUGUCCAAAUGCAAUUUGAUGUUCACCAUCAGCCUGAAAUGGAUUUAGUUCCCAAUAUGACUAGAUCUCCCAGAGUCAAGUACAUAACCUAUUACGAAGACUCUGAAAGUCUUCCAGGAAAAAGGACAGCCGUUUGGGAGCUUGAUAAAGCAAAUCACAGGAACAUUGUCAGAUCUGCAGUACUAAUGCGGGAGUUGUGGCUUGAGAUGUGGCAUGAUAUACAUCCUGACAAAAAA